Molecule: messenger RNA, 1962 nt
Organism: Etheostoma spectabile (orangethroat darter)
Lineage: Eukaryota; Metazoa; Chordata; Actinopteri; Perciformes; Percidae
Product: excitatory amino acid transporter 1
Exons: 10
Coding region: 257-1837 (526 amino acids)
Biological process (GO): L-aspartate import across plasma membrane; L-glutamate import across plasma membrane; D-aspartate import across plasma membrane
Cellular component (GO): plasma membrane
Molecular function (GO): glutamate:sodium symporter activity; L-glutamate transmembrane transporter activity; neutral L-amino acid transmembrane transporter activity
Source: RefSeq, a predicted model, not a curated record
CUCCCUCUCUCUGUCUUUCAUCCAGAUGUCUCCCCUCCCUUGUUUUCCAAUUACAUGAGCUCCAUGAGAGCCGUCUUUCCCACACACUCCGAGUGGCUCGCGCUAGAGCUCCAUCUUCCAGUCCCUCUGUUCCCCUGAUUCUCAGAAGCUUUAGUGCCCUGCUCCGCUGUUGCUUCCCAGGCCUGAAAGGUUCACCUGCAACACUGAAGAGCUCUGAACUGAGAACGGAAUAACAGAUAUUGGUCUGAGGAGAAGGAUGCAGCGAUUCCGGGAAAGCAUUCACAUACGUACAAUGAAGGCAAAAAGGAAAGUGGAGGAGAUCUCCAAAGAGGACGUCCAUGCUUUCCUCAAGAAGAAUGCCUUUGUGCUCUUCACAGUCGGGGCAGUUAUUGUAGGUAUUGGUCUGGGAUUUGCCCUCCGCCCGUAUAAGAUGACCUAUCGAGAAGUGAAGUACUUCUCCUUCCCUGGAGAGCUGUUAAUGAGAAUGCUUCAGAUGCUUGUUCUCCCCUUACUGGUCUCCAGUCUAAUAACAGGAAUGGCAGCUUUGGACAGCAAAGCCUCAGGAAAGAUGGGCAUGAGGGCCGUGAUUUACUACAUGACCACGACCUUUAUCGCAGUCUUCAUUGGUAUCUUAAUUGUCCUCAUCAUCCACCCGGGAAAAGGAUCGAAAGCAGAGUUUGGAAAGCAGCAGAAAAUAGAACAAAUCAGUCCUGCUGAUGCCUUCUUAGAUCUGAUCAGAAAUAUGUUUCCACCAAACUUGGUCCAAGCCUGCACACAGCAGUUCAAAACCAAAUAUGGAAAGCGAGUAGUCCAUGUGACUGUGACAGUGAAUGACUCCUUCUUCAACUCGACCAAUGGCACCCUGGAGGUCAUGGAGAUCACCCGGGAGGAGGUGAUCCCAGUGCCAGGUCAGGUGAACGGGGUCAAUGCCCUCGGGCUGGUGGUCUUCUCCAUGUGCUUUGGUCUAAUAAUUGGCAACAUGAAGGAGCAGGGCCAGCUCCUGAGGGAUUUCUUCGACGGCCUCAAUGAAGCAAUCAUGCGUCUGGUUGCCAUCAUCAUGUGGUAUGCUCCUGUUGGUAUUCUGUUCCUGAUUGCAGGAAAAAUUGUGGAGAUGGAUGAUCUAACUGAGAUGGGUGGCCAAUUGGGCAUGUACACCAUCACAGUAAUCGUUGGCUUACUGAUCCAUGGAGUUAUUAUUCUUCCCACCCUUUAUUUUGCCAUCACGCGACAAAACCCCUUUGUCUUCAUCGCUGGGAUCCUGCAAGCUCUGAUCACUGCCCUGGGGACCUCCUCCAGCUCAGCCACCCUGCCUGUCACCUUUAAAUGUCUGGAGGAGAACAACAAAAUUGAUAAAAGAAUCACACGUUUCGUGCUGCCUGUGGGGGCCACCAUCAACAUGGACGGAACAGCUCUGUAUGAGGCCCUGGCAGCCAUCUUCAUUGCCCAGGUCAACAAUAUGGAGAUGAACUUUGGUCAGAUCAUCACCAUCAGUAUUACAGCAACUGCAGCCAGUAUUGGAGCUGCUGGCAUCCCUCAGGCAGGCCUGGUCACCAUGGUGAUUGUACUGACCUCCGUUGGACUUCCUACCGAUGACAUCACUCUAAUCAUUGCAGUUGAUUGGUUUCUGGACCGUCUGCGCACCACAACCAAUGUUUUGGGGGAUUCGAUCGGAGCCGGAAUUGUGGAGUUCCUCUCUCGUCAUGAGCUCCGCAGCAAAGACGUGGAGAUGGGAAACUCGGUGCUGGAGGAGAGGGAGAGGAAGAAACCCUACAAGCUCAUCUCCCAGGAUAGUGAUUUUGAAAACGACAAACGUGCUCACAGUGAAUCAAACAUGUAGUUUCAACCCACAACAUGUGUUAACAUACACAAACACUUACAGUUGGUUCUGUUGAGAGUAGGGACGUAAUUAUCAUGACGUGUCUUUCAUCCAAAACUACAACAAAGACAUCCUAUAUAUAUAUA